UAAAGUGCACAACUGCAUUAGGAUUUUGAGCAAAGCAAAGCGGAGCAAACUGGCUGUCACCAUUUGUAUCUGGUCUACACAAUCUCCAUCCAAUCCAAUCCAAUCCAUUCUUUCCUUUUCUCGUUUGCAUUGCAUUGCAGAUCUCUCUUCCUUUCCAUAUUGGAUUUACCUUUUUUUGUUUGUUUUAUAUAAUCAUAACAGACUGAAGCGAAACCAGCGGUGCAGCCACGAAAAAUUUCCUGCCUUGUUAACAUUAUGUGAAAAAUAAAAACAUUGAUUCUCAAAUAUUCACUUGCUUUGGGAUUUCAUAGAUAAAUAUAGGAUACUGAUUGAUAGUUAUAUAAAAAAAAGGAAAGAGAGAGAGAGCCUGGCCUUCCUUUUUACCCCUCUUUUUUAGAAGGAGAAAAUCUCUCUCUUGGUCGCUCUGAGUUCUUUCCCAGCUCCUGAAACCUCCAAUUAUGGCGUUUCUGCUCCCUUUUCGCAGCAUUUGAUUUCUCGUCCGGUGGAAGAUCAUCUGAUGCGACUUGUACGUCUGCAAUCAAACACUCUGAAUUCAAUUCUGGGAUAUUUUUCACUGUUAGUGGUAAAUAUUUAGAAAUGGAUGACAAUAGUAGCAGCAAGUUGACUGGAAUUCGGCAGAUUGUUAGGCUAAAGGAAAUUCUCCAUAAGUGGCAAUCUGUAACAAUUGGCUCAAAGGAAACCAGCCCUCCCUCUGGUCAUCCCUCCAAUGGCAUUCCACCAGCUGUUAAUAAGAGGCUGAACAGUGUUAAGUGUUGCGAUUCAGACGAGGACAGUUGCCACAGCCCAGAACCGCCAGCUGACGUACCCAAAGGGUAUCUGGCGGUUUACGUUGGACCAGAGCUUCGGAGGUUUAUCAUCCCGACUAGCUACCUUAGCCACUCCCUGUUCAAGGUUUUGCUGGAAAAGGUUGAAGAGGAGUUUGGGUUUGAUCAUACUGGUGCGCUUACAAUCCCAUGUGAGAUUGAGACCUUCAAAUUUCUCCUAAAGUGCAUGGAGAGCCAUCCAAAAGACCACGAUGAUGAAGGGUCAGUAUCGUCUCCUCCAUCACUGAUGAUUCCUUGGUGAUAUUGCAGCUGAAGGUGCUUUAGCUAUUGAAGAGUAAUCGCCCUGGUCUAUUUGGUCCAGAUUUUACGACUUACUUCGGAUGUAAAGCAGGUUCUCGCAGAUAUAUUUUUUAUUGACAAAAAAAAAAAAAAAACAUAGGAAAUUUUAGUUAGAUUUGCAGGUGUGUUUUUGAAUUUCAUGGGCAGGGAUAUUAAGCUUUUACCGGUCUGUUCUGUGUGUGUUGGGAUGUGAUCUUAUGUUUUGUAUGGGAUACAAGACAGACUUGUUUGCUAAGCAAAAUUUCAUAACUAAUAAUUGCUAUAUAUCUUAUGAAGGUCCACAUUCACUACAA
Messenger RNA from Populus trichocarpa (black cottonwood), 1417 nucleotides. RefSeq names its product protein SMALL AUXIN UP-REGULATED RNA 10. NCBI's taxonomy places the organism in Eukaryota, Viridiplantae, Streptophyta, Magnoliopsida, Malpighiales, Salicaceae. Gene Ontology annotation, biological process: response to auxin. The coding region runs from base 598 to 1086 and encodes 162 amino acids. The transcript is spliced from 3 exons. The record is from RefSeq and is a predicted model, not a curated record.